Cuscuta epithymum is the source of this 3157-nucleotide messenger RNA. The record is from the annotation of a GenBank genome assembly. NCBI's taxonomy places the organism in Eukaryota, Viridiplantae, Streptophyta, Magnoliopsida, Solanales, Convolvulaceae.
CUAUAAGAAGACGUUUGGAUCGGAGAUCUUAUCUCAAAUGCUUGGCCCAUCCUUAGUCGCAUUUGUGCUCAAGCCACCAAGUCCCAAGAUGCUCGUCCAGGAAGUGAUACUACAAGGGUAUUAUUGGUUCAUCAUGCGGAUAGUUCCACCACACCCAGAAAAUUAACAGCUUGUCCGCCCAUCGCCGUCAACGGCAUAGUCUCUGCGGCGCGCACCUGCGGCAGGGCGUCUGCCCCUUCCCGCAUCUGACAAUUGCUGGGUCUCAAUCUUCAAUUCAUUCAGCACGCCGACGAGGCAACGCCGCAACGACCACUCUUCUUUAACACUAAGCCUGCGACGCAUCCUGUUUACCUCAUUACUCAGCUAGGGGGGGCCGUAAUCCCAAGGACAACGUCCGCAUCAACUGAAUUUUCUGGCCUUGCCUUUGAGUACAUAUCUGAAGCUAAAGAUAAGAAGAAAAUGAGGUUACUGAAAGUGGCUACGUGUAACCUGAACCAAUGGGCCAUGGAUUUUGAUUGCAAUAUGAAGAACAUAAAGGAUUCCAUUUCUAGAGCUAAAGUGGCAGGAGCUAUGAUCAGGCUCGGCCCCGAGCUUGAAAUCACUGGAUAUGGAUGCGAGGAUCACUUCUUUGAGCUUGAUACCAUCUCUAAUGCGUGGGAUUGCUUAAAAGAAUUGUUGCUAGGUCAUUGGACAGAUAACUUAUUGUGCAGUUUCGGAAUGCCAGUGGUCAAAGGAUCAGAGCGCUACAACUGUCAAAUAUUGUGUCUUAACAGGAAAAUAUUAAUGAUUCGGCCCAAAAUAUGGCUAGCAAAUGAUGGAAACUAUAGGGAACUACGAUGGUUUACAGCCUGGAAGCAUAGAGAUGUUGAGGACUUUCAGCUCCCAAGUAAUGUUUCUGAAGCUUUGAAUCAAUCAAUUGUUCCAUUUGGCUAUGGAUAUCUUCAGUUUUUGGACACAGCUGUUGCAGCUGAAGUUUGUGAGGAACUUUUUGUACCUUCACCGCCUCAUGCUGAACUUGCACUUAAUGGAGUUGAAGUAUUUAUGAAUGCGAGUGGAAGUCAUCACCAGCUAAGAAAGCUGGAUCUUCGCAUGCGAGCUUUUGUAAGUGCUACUCACACACGUGGAGGGGUUUACAUGUAUAGCAAUCAACAAGGAUGUGAUGGUGGUCGACUUUAUUUUGAUGGAUGUUCUUGUGUGGUUGUGAAUGGAGACAUGAUAGCUCAAGGAUCACAGUUUUCUCUGAAGGAUGUUGAAAUGGUGUUUGCUGAAAUUGAUUUAGAUGCGGUUGCUAGUCUUAGGACAUCUACCAGUAGUUUCCAAGAGCAAGCUAGUUCGAAAUCUAAAGUUUCCGCAGUUGUCAUUCCAUAUAAACUUUGCAAGUCCUUCAAUCUCCAAAGAUCACUUACUAGUCCUCUCGAGACUAGGUACCACUCUCCUGAGGAGGAAAUAGCACUUGGGCCUGCUUGCUGGUUAUGGGAUUAUUUAAGAAGAAGUGGUGCAUCUGGUUUCUUGCUCCCACUUUCAGGUGGUGCUGAUAGUUCUUCUGUUGCCGCAAUAGUUGGUUCAAUGUGCCAGCUUGUAGUUAAAGAAAUUGCAAAUGGGGAUGAACAGGUCAAGGCUGAUGCUAUGCGAAUUGGCCAGUACACUGAUGGACAGUUCCCAAUGGAUAGCAAAGAAUUCGCCAAGCGUAUAUUUUAUACGGUUUUCAUGGGGUCUGAAAAUAGUUCUGAAGCCACGGCAUCGCGGGCAAAGCUUCUGGCAGAUGAAAUUGGAUCAUGGCAUCUAAACGUUAGCAUAGAUGGUGUAGUUUCUUCUCUGAUCUCUUUGUUCCAAACACUUACAGGGAAGCGUCCAAAAUACAAGGUAGAUGGGGGAUCGAGCAUUGAAAACUUGGGCCUGCAAAAUAUUCAAGCUCGAGUCAGAAUGGUCUUAGCAUUCAUGCUAGCAUCACUGUUGCCAUGGGUACACAAUAAAAUGGGAUUUUAUUUGGUAUUGGGUAGCUCCAAUGUAGAUGAAGCAUUGCGUGGCUAUCUAACAAAGUAUGAUUGUAGUUCAGCUGAUGUAAAUCCAAUCGGAAGUAUUAGCAAGAUGGAUCUUCGAACAUUUCUGAGAUGGGCAGCCAUUCAUCUUGGUUACUCAUCCUUGGCAGAAAUUGAAGCAGCUCCUCCCACUGCUGAAUUGGAACCUAUACGCUCUAACUAUAGUCAGCUGGAUGAAGUGGACAUGGGAAUGACAUAUGAAGAACUCUCAAUUUAUGGAAGAAUGCGUAAGAUUUACCGUUGUGGACCUGUAUCGAUGUUUAAGAACCUCUGCUAUAAAUGGGGUACAGUGUUGACUCCAAAAGAGGUGGGUGAUAAAGUGAAGCACUUCUUCAAGUAUUAUGCCAUUAACAGACACAAGAUGACUGUGUUAACACCUUCAUAUCAUGCUGAGAGUUACUCACCAGAGGACAACAGGUUUGAUCUUCGGCAGUUUUUGUAUAAUGUGAAAUGGCCUUACCAGUUCCGGAAAAUCGAUGAACUUGUGAAUGAGCUUGAUGGUGACCAAGUUGCAAUCACAAAAACAGUGGUCGGUGGUGGUAUGGGUGUUGUGGCAGCUGGUGCAGGCAACCCAAGCGCGGGGAUUUAGGUUUCUCCUCUCAUCCCACUAUUUGUUGAUGUGGGGUAAGUCCAGGUGUCUUUUUGAUUGAUAAUUGCUCUCAUCAAUAAAGAGAUCACAGAUCUCUUAGAGUUUUUCUUUGAUUUUGCUUGACUAUCGUCAUCACCACCUCAUUCCCAACUACAUUGGGGAUAGGACGAACGACAACAUUUGUACAGUUAGAUUGCUGUUAGUGGAAGCAUGCCUUGGUACAAGCUAAUUGUAGUUCUUGUUACCCUUGGAGCACAGAAAGUCUGAUCAUCUUGAUGGUUGUGCAUGCCUGCAUGGUGAGUUCUUAUACUACAGUAAGAGUGCACAUUUCUCACUAUACACCCAAUUCAUUCUUGUUUUUGUAAUCUUUUUUAUAUUUUAUUAUUCUUAAUGUAAUAAGCUUGUGAAUGGCUGAAACUUUGGGAUAUUGAUCUGAAUGUUUGAUGCAUUGAUGCAGUAAUGACCAAUAAGAAUUGUAUACAUGACCACGUGAAUAUAAAACACACACAUUACUAAUAAACUAACACCA